AUGGGGGACCCGCCGCCCGCCCCUGAUCCUUCUGCCCGGCAGCCCUCGAGCCGGAGGAGUUCCCAGGUCUCUGAGCAGCGCAGUCAGGAACGCGCUCAGCUCCCGCCCGCGGUCCCCGACGGGGUGCAACAGAUGCCGCUGGACGCCCAGGUCCUGCGGAGCAGUCAGGAGAUCUUGGAGAGCCAGGCCAACCUCCAGAGCUGGUCACAAGGGGCCAGCCUGAGUCCGUAUGAGCAAUUGGCCAUGUUCCAGGCUGAGGAAGCCCAGUUGGGUGGCAUGGAGUACCCGUCCUUGAAUACGGGCUUUCCCUCGGAGUUCCUGCCCCAGCCUUACCUGGAUGGAGGCGGCAUCCAGGUCCCCGGCAACGCCAGCCUAAUGCAGCAGCUACAGCAGGGCCGAGGCAACGUCUUCCAAGAACUGGAGUCUGCCUACCAGGAGCCCCGGCCCGACCUCCUGGGCCAGUUCAGCAUGUACCAGAGAGAAGACCUGCAGUUCAGCGCGAGCGCCCAGCACGGGCCCUACAUGAGUGAUGACCCUGCCCUCCAGUUCUCACCCUCUGAGCUGGGCUUCAUGUCCUUCAGUAUGCAGGUGCCCGAGCCCGAGCCUCGGGAGCUGGCAGUGCAGAACGCCAAGGCCUACCUGCUGCAGACCAGCGUCAAUUGCAACCUCAGCCUGUACGAGCACCUUGUGAACCUGCUGACCAAGAUCCUGAACCAGCGGCCCGAGGACCCCCUGUCCAUCCUGGAGUCGCUGAACCGCACCGCCCAGUGGGAGUGGUUCCACCCCAAGCUGGACACGCUGCGGGACGACCCGGAGAUGCAGCUCACCUACGAGAUGGCCGAGAGGCAGAAGGCCCUGUUUGUCCGGGGCGGCAGCGGUGAAGGCGAGCAGGACAUGGAGGAGGAGGUGACCGAGACUGCAGUGCCCAACAUCAUGGAGACAGCCUUCUACUUCGAACAGGCGGGCGUGGGCCUGAGCUCAGACGAGAGUUUCCGCAUCUUCGUGGCGCUGAAGCAGCUGGUGGAGCAGCAGCCCAUCCACACGUGCCGCUUCUGGGGCAAGAUCCUGGGGCUCAGCGGCAGCUACCUGGUGGCCGAGGUGGAGUUCCGGGAGGGCGAGGAGGAGGUGGAGGAGGAGGAGGUGGAGGAGCUGACGGAGGGCGGCGAGGCCAUGGAGGCGCACGGCGAGGAGGAGGGCGAGGAGGACGAGGAGAAGGUCACCGACGUCAUCCCCAAGCCCACGUGGAAGCCGCCGCCGGUCAUCCCCAAGGAGGAGAGCCGUUCGGGCACCAACAAGUUCCUGUAUUUCGUGUGCAACGAGCCAGGCCGGCCGUGGACGCGGCUGCCGCACGUCACGCCCGCCCAGAUCGUGCACGCGCGCAAGAUCAAGAAGUUCUUCACCGGCCACCUGGACGCGCCGGUCAUCAGCUACCCGCCCUUCCCCGGCAACGAGGCCAACUACCUGCGGGCCCAGAUCGCCCGCAUCUCGGCAGCCACGCACAUCAGCCCGCUCGGCUUCUACCAGUUUGGCGAGGAGGAGGGCGACGAGGAGGAGGAGGGCCGCACCGGGCGCGACACGUACGAGGAGAACGCCGACUUUGAGGGCAUCCCGGUGCUCGAGCUGGUGGACUCCCUGGCCAAUUGGGUGCAUCACAGGCAGCACAUCCUGCCGCAGGGCCGCUGCACUUGGGUGAACCCUUUGCAGAAGACAGAGGAGGAGGAGCUGGGGGAGGAGGAAGAGAAGGCCGACGAGGGGGUUGAAGAGGUGGAGCAGGAGAUCGGGCCCCCGCUGCUGACGCCGCUCUCGGAAGAUGCAGAAAUCCUGCACACGUCACCCUGGACCACGCGCCUGUCCUGCAGCCUCUGCCCGCAGUACUCCGUAGCCGUCGUGCGCUCCAAUCUCUGGCCGGGGGCCUAUGCCUACGCCAUCGGCAAGAAGUUCGAGAACAUCUACAUCGGCUGGGGCCACAAAUAUAGUCCCGAGAACUUCAACCCGUCCCUGCCGGGCCCCAUCCAGCACGAGUACCCCAGCGGCCCCGAGAUCAUGGAGAUGAGCGACCCCACGGUGGAGGAGGAGCAGGCCCUCAAGGCUGCCCAGGAGCACGCCCUGGCGACCGCCGAGGAGGAGGAGGAGGAGGAGGACGAAGACGAGGACGAGGACGCGGAUGACUGAGGCCCCACGGCCCCCUGCCCCGAGCAGGCUGAUAGCAGGUUUUCCCUGAUACGCAGUUAGGUGUUGUUUUUUCUCUGUUGGU
Molecule: messenger RNA, 2254 nt
Organism: Equus quagga
Lineage: Eukaryota; Metazoa; Chordata; Mammalia; Perissodactyla; Equidae
Gene: RSPH6A
Product: radial spoke head 6 homolog A
Exons: 6
Coding region: 1-2172 (723 amino acids)
Biological process (GO): axoneme assembly; cilium assembly; cilium movement involved in cell motility
Cellular component (GO): axoneme; radial spoke
Source: RefSeq, a predicted model, not a curated record